AUGAAACCUGCAGUGGACGAGAUGUUUCCAGAGGGAGCGGGACCUUACGUAGAUUUGGACGAGGUACUUUUACAGAAAUAAAGAGAAAAUAUCACAAUAACUGAACAAAACACAAGAAAGCUGAAGUUAGCUUAGCACAGGACUAUGAGAAUAACGACGAACGAUCAUUUCUGUUCUAUUUUGGUUGGUUUUUGGUUUUAAAAGCUUUGAAAAUGGUAGUGCUCGAACCAUGUUAAUGAUUUAUCUUCUGUCUUUAAAUUUGUCUCUGUUUGUCGAGGUUUACUGCCUUUGGAUAUAGAUAGCGCUCUGUUUACCGUAAAACUUCGACAAUAAGGCCCUUUAACAACAGCUGCAGCUUUGAUUAGACGAUGUAAUCUUGUCGUUUUUUUAUAAGUUGAAACAUUGUGAGUCUGGGAUGCAUAAUUCAGUAGCUGCUUUAUAUCUGAUAUCUUUAACUACUGUACAGAAACUCAUUUAAAGGGAUAUUCCGGCGUAAAAUUAAGUUAGGGUCAAACACACCGUAACACCAAGUGAGACACCCCCAGUUGCCGACCUACUUCUCUAGUUAUACCAGCUUUAGUAACGACCGCAGGAUAGCAAAACACAGCGGUCUGAGGAGCCAUAAACAAACCUCAACCAAAACACCAUUCUAUAGACACAAAUAAUGCUCAGAACAGGACCUAACUUCAUCAACAGGACAUAUAGCGGGGUGACGCAACUCAAGGAAGAACAUUUAUGAUCAUUUCUUUAAGGAAACGCAAUCCGACCGAGACGCUAAGGCAGAAGAACUACCGCGUCUGCAGUGCAAAAUGAUUAAUACGGUGAUUAUUACUUCAAGGAAAUGAUAAAGAAAUGAUCAUAAAUGUUCUUCCUUGAGCUGCGUCACCCAGCAGCAGUCCGUAAUGGCCUGGCCGUGGGUGAGUUGUGUUUAGUCUCUUUGCUUAAGAAAUGAGGCAAAGUUAAAAGAUGUUUGGUGGUUAGUGCUAUGGCUAGGACCCUAUAUGUCCUGUUGAUGAAGUUAGGUGCUGUUCUGAGCAUUAUUUGUGGCUAUAGAGUGGUGUUUUGGUUGAGGUUUGUUUAUGGCUCCUCAGACCGCUGUGUAUUGCUAUCCUGCGGUCGUUACUAAAGUUGGUAUAACUAGAGAAAAAAGCGGUCUGCAACACUCAUCUCUCAACGGGGUGUCUGAUUCGGUGUUACGGUGUGUUUGACUUUAAAUUAAUUUUACGCCAGAAUAUCCCUUUAGGGUUUAAACAACCAAACUUUAGAAUAGAAGAGCAACUUCUCAGGGAACAGGAUAAGCAGAUUGUCCCAUUUCAGAACUGUGUGUUACAUAAUACAGGUAGUAAAAUACUAAAUUUUUUCUGAUCUUAACAUAUUGUUCUUCAUUUUAAAAAGGUACAUAGAAUACAAAUCUCCAUAAAGUUCUGAAAAACUGCAUUUUGUGAGUGAAGAGGUGUGAUCCUGCUUUGUUGACAGUUGCACUGUUGCAUGUUAACAGGCAGGGGGCAGCAGUGGUCUGCUGAUGGACCUGGCAGCCAAUGAAAAAGCAGUUCACUCUGAUUUCUUCAACGGUGAGCUUCACUUUUCUCCCUCUUUUAAUUUUUUUAAAGUUCACUUCAUUUGUAAAUGUCCCAUGUCUUUCUUUUGUUUGUAUCGUUUUCACUGUUUCUGGUAAAGUUCCUCAUCCAUCUGAGUUUGAUUUUGGACAUCUUUUAAAUUAAAUGGUUCAUGUUGAAUGUUAAAUUGAUCAACAAGAUAUCAGAUGUGCUUGACGCUUGUUUGGCACAGUGGUUAAGUGGUGCGCCUCAUGUACUGAGGCUGUAUUCUUUAAGUGGGCAUCCCAAGUUCACUCCCACCCUGCGGCCCUUUUCCUGCUCAUCACUCUUCCGUGGUGUCCUGUGGUCUCCUCUGUCUUACCCACUCUAAAUAAAGGCUGACCUUGGUAAUCCUUGGUGAUCUAAUUUAUCAAGUAGUGAACAACAAGGAUCUUAAAACUCCAAUCCUCAAUCUGCAGCCUGAAGGUUUGCAAAGUCAGAAAGAAAUUUAACAGAAAACUUUUUGUCUAAUAUUUUAUUCAGUUUAAUAUGAAUCACAUCUUGUGCUGCGUUGUCAGUUUGAGCAUCAAGUUUUAAUUUUCUGGACUUGUGUCAUGGCUGUAAUCAAAAUAACCCAUCCCUGGUACUAAUUUUUAACUGUAGACGUCCUACCUAGGAAAAAGAAAGUUCCCCUAACGCGCCACAAGUGCUGAUAGCUAUGACAGGUUUCUUGUAAAGCUGUGCUCUGGCUUUUUACCAUCAUUUUUCUAGCUGUUAAAUAGCCGUUAAAGUUACACGGACAGCCUUAGAAUUUGGUGAUACCUUUAACGGAUAAAGUGGACAACCUCAAAAUGUAUCAAAAUACAGAAACUGAGUUAAGAAACCAGAUCGUUGGUUUUGCUAAACUUUCUGCUCAUGUUAAACUGAAUAAUCAGGAAGCUGAAAAUAAAAUACAUCACUUAAUUUCCAGCAUUAAACUACCAGAAACCUAUCAACUUAAAUGCUCAAAAUAUAUUUGAGUGUUUUCACAGAAAAAUUAAAGGAUUUCAAAGAAAAACAAGAUUAAAUAUAAGCUGCAGAGAAGCUGGAGUUUUAGUGUAAGCACGUUAACAUGUUUCCUGCUUUACCCCAAAUGGUCUUGUUUCAAUUAACCCUCAGAAAUCCAGCCGUUCCCCUGUAAACAGCACUUAAUGUGUCUCUCUCACACAUAAACAUGCACACAGAGGACACACACAAAAAAGCACGAAGCUAAUCGGUUUUCCGUCUUGCAGCGUCGGCUGCAGGCAAAAACAAUUUUUGGCUCAGCAGCUCAUGACCUAGAAAAGAAAAAAGCUGAUUGUUAAAAAGGAGAGAAAGAAAGAGGAAAAGAAGAGAGGGGAGGAGAAUGGUAAAGGGAGUUUAUGGCAGCAGUCAGACUGAAACUCAGCGGGACGCCCCGCCAGUCAGCUGCUUUGAACACACAGACACACACACACACACACACACACCUGGGGCUGUGGAUCACCAAGGCUUUAAACAACAUGAAAACUGCCUCUCGGUGAAAUCUCAUGAAUGGAGGCUCCUAUCUCGUUGCACUAACAGGGAGUCCCCCUCAGGUCCCUUAAUGAGAAAAAUGAACCCACUUAAAUUUACUGAUGCUGUGUUUGAAUCAGAGAAAGUACACACUGUCAAACCCACACACAGGAGGACUUAACAUCUCUAUUAGUCAGAUUCCUGCUGCUGGAACUUACUCCAGGAUCAGGGAACCUUUUGAGAAACUUUCCAACCGUCUGUUCCUCCUCAAGGGUCCGACUGUAGUUCCUUGGAUCUGUCAUAUAUUAUCCCCCCACAAUCCUUUGCUUGGAAACCCUGGGCUGGGUGGGCUUACAGAGCUUCUCCCUGAUUGGUCAGGUAACUGCAGCCUUUUAAUUUCAGCCACCGUUUAUAAAAUCCCCAACUCCCCACUGCUCUGUUGCUUUAAUUUAUUUUAGUUAAUGGUUUAUUGACACAAAAGUGCAUUCACCUACAGAAGCUUAGAAUAUAUGUUAAUAAAAUGAAGUCAGGCCCUAAGGAGCAUUUGUACUGCUGAUUAAAUUCAACUGGAAAUAGGAAACAGCAACCACUGACCAUAAGGGUUUUGAUUAUAUAUUUGAUCAUAUAGCUGCAGGACACGAUGAUGUAAGGAAGUCUGCUCUCUGUCAGAGUUUAGCAGACGACAAAGUCUCGGUGGCGUCACCCAUUUGGUUUCUGCAGCGGUGUUGUGUUGUAGAUCUUGUAGUGACAAACUUUUCUCACAGGCUGUGGAUUUUGGAAGGGUUUUUGAGCCCAUGCAGUGAAUUCCAUUACAGAGCAGUGUUGUUUUCAUUGACGUUGAUCAUCAACGAAAACAACACUGAUGCACACACACACACACACACACACACACACACACACACACACACACACACACACACACACACACACACACACACACACACACACUCCUCUCCCUCCUGUUGUUCUUCCUUCAGGCUAAAUUCAGACUAAUUUCUCAGACGGUUAAAUAUUAAAUCUGACUGAAUUCUCUCGGAGCUCAUUUUUUUGUGUCUGCGAGAAUAUAUGUUUGGCGUUUCACUGACGAAAUGCUCAUGAAUCGUCUUCCACCACUAACAUUUUCAUCUAGUCUUGUCUCGUCAAUGUAAAUGCACAUUCGUCUCGUCACAUUGUAGUCAUCUAAGACUUAUGUUUGGCUCGUCAACGUCACACUUUCUUCGUGGAAAAAAGGGGCGUUGGCGAAAACAACACUGCUACAGAGUCAUGUCUGUGGACACAGCUUGUUGAGAAUGUCUGUUUUUAUGGACAUCCAGGAUUGGUUUUAGGUCUUGGUCUUUUUGAAAAGUGAUGUCUUUGUGUCUGUGCCCGACUUCCUUUCCAGCACGGGUUAAUCUGUGCUGAAUUUAUCCGGCAUGCUCCGGUGUCCGGAAAUUAACACAUUAACGUGAAUGGUUACGAUCAGCUGCGACCGGCGGAUACAGCCUUUUCGUAGCCGUUCCGGAUGUGAUGGAAAUGUGGGGUUACUGUGCAAUUGAUGCACAGCUUUCACCUUGGUAUAAACAAAACAGAGUCCAAAAAGAAAUCAGCUCCUGUACUGCACUGCUUAGACAAAUCUAGAAAAGAGCUUUUGAGACUGAAACGGUUUCAUAGACUAGAACAAAAGUAUGUGUUUUAUUUAUUUAUGUAUUUAUUUACCAGGAAAUAUUCCCAUAGCAACAUAAAACCUCCUUAUCAAGAGAGUCCUGGCCAAGUCAGCAGUAUGGAGGUGAAUUAAUGAUCAUCUUUUAGCAGUAAAAUGUGUGUAUUCACCGGUCAGAUGAUCCUUAAUCCUGGUUUUAAAGUCCUCCAGAUUCAUGAAAUGACCAAAUCUUAGGUGGCCUUGUAGCUCAGACCAGGACUUUAGAGCAAAAGCAUCAAAACUUCUUUAUUUUAGGGAAAGACUGAGGACAAAAAAGGCUCUCCUUUGCUUCUGAAGUGGACUUUUCUGCAUCUGCUUUGUUUCUCCAACACAAAAGAGUUGCUAUGUGAUGAAAACACAGUCAACAUCAAACUGCAGGAACCUCUAAGUCCUCUGAAGAUUGUUGCUGUGGCUGAACGAUUUCAUGAAAAGGUGGUUUUAUUUGUUGCGUAUGAUUACAACAAACCUCUCUGCUAAUUGGAAUCAGGAUUUGACACCUCAGGGUUCAGUCUUUUCUGAUGUGAUCUAGAUCUGAUCAGAGCGCUUUACCUCCUAAUGAGGGUCGAGGUGUCUCUCUGUCCUGACGCAGACAUGACAACAUGAUGUUUAGCCCUUUGUGAAAAGGUCAGCUCAACAGUUUGAAGAACUUUUUGGUGAAAAGAGUUGAGAUGGUUUAGGAAGGGCUUGUUUACAGUGUUAAAAAAGUUGCAGUGCGUUAUGGGUAGCCGUGGGGCAGGCUGUUUGACUGUCUGCCUGUCCCUUAUUAGGCUGAACACAGGAAUGUCCUGUUCCUGGAAACCACGCAGACAUGAAAGACAGAGUUCCCAAAGCCUGGUGAGCUGACACAGGUUCAGCCCGGGGACAUUUGAGCGCGUUAGCGCAAAUAUAAGAUUAAAGCCGACAUGAGUUGUUGCCUGUAAGUACAGCUGCAAAUCAAAUAAUGCUUGUUUACAACUCGAAAAGUCCUUGAGGAAUAUUUCUGAUUUCUUUAGUUUCUUUGUACGAUAAUAAACCGGUGGUGCUGUGGAAGAAAUGCUGCGCCAGACUUGCAUAAAAACAGUUGAAAAGGUCAGAGUGAGACUGAUAUUUGACUCAAAAUCACAGCUUUUGAGUAAAGGAUGCUGCUGCCUGUGUAAUAAUAAACAAAAAAUUGGUUGCAAGCCUUGAUCAGAGUACCAUACAUUUGGUGAAAAGACACACUUUGAAAGAAAAAGGCAUCUAAAAAUUGAGCUGCAUAAUAGUUUUAUUUUAUAUAACAGAAUAAAUUGCAGUGAGAGAUACUUUACUAUAACUAGACGACAGUGUUUGAUAAGCAAACUGCUGCUUUAAAGGGCAAAUCAUGUUGGAGACGGAUCAACAAAGACUCGUCCAGCAGCAGCACUUUUUACUGCUUUAUUCCCUCAUUUGGCUCGAACCGUGCAUUUCAAGAAAACAGUAGUCUGCUGUUCAAUGAAUCAACCUUGAGUAGCGCUGAAUUGAUUGAAAAGACUCUAAAAAGGAUAUUCCGGCGUAAAAUUAAGUUUGAGUCAAACACACCGUAACAUCGAGUUAGACACCCCCUCAAGAGAUGAAUGUUGCCGACCGCUUGCUUCUCUAGUUAUACCAACUUUAGUAACGACCGCAGGUAGCAAUACAGAGAGCCACGUGCUCAACCAAAACACCACUCUAUAGCCACAAAUAAUGCUCAGAACAGCACCUAACUUCAUCAACAGGACAUAUAGGGUCCUAGACACCAAACAUCUUUUUAACUUUGACUAAUUUCUUUAGCAAAGAGACUAAACACAACUCACCCACUCUCUUCCAGCAGCCGCUUGUUUGUAGCGAGACCUCCAGGCGAGUGUAUCGAAUACAGUGGGGUGACGCAGCUCAAGGAAGAACAUUUAUGAUCAUGUAAACUGGGACAAGAACAGUAGUCCAGUCUAAGGUACAGGUGGUGAUAACAGAGCUACACAUCCGCAUGGAAGGUCUACAUUGCUGAACGCAUGUCUUUGCGCAGGAACACAGUUUAUCAUUUCCACAAAAAGAGACAGCAUCUUGUUGAGAAGAAAAAAACAUGUUUUUCUUCUGUGUAUUUAAGUGCAGUUUGUUUUCUCUCUUAUUAUCUGAGCCUCUUACAGAGAUAACAAGCAAAACACAGAUACAGAAGGACAAAUGAGAGACAAAGAGGGUUCAUCUAAAGACCAUUGUUUAUUUUCCGUCCUUCUAUCAGGACUCCUCUUUUUUCUCGUUGUUUCAAGGAUUUCUUCAGGGGGAUUCUCAUUUGCUGAGACACAAAGAAAGACUGUUGUGGAUCUCUGCAGGUUCAUUAUGAUUUAAUAAUGAGGAGAGGCGCAGAGACAGGCCGGGGUAACUUUAUGAGUUUUUAGUACAGUUAUAUUUCUUUAUUUCAAACAUGCCUGCCUAUGACUUAAGCCUCGAUAGAAGUGUUCAAAAUUAUAUCACAACAGGUUAAGGUUUUAAAGAGGACCAUUUCUAACCCUUGUCUUCUUUUUCUCUUGUCUUCCUCCAGACUUUGAGGAUCUCUUCGAUGAUGACGACCUGCAGUGACGACAGCGUCUGAACACCUGCGCUCCACUGUGAAUGCGUAGAUAAGAAAAUGAAAGCGUGCUCAUCCUGACCACAGCUUCUGUUUUAUUUAUAUCCUGGACAUGCCCCUCACCUCUGCACUCAAAUAAAACUUUUUUUGCUUUUUGUACAAAAAGAAAAACUGCCUCUUGUCUUGGUGAACCAGGUGUCUGUGAAUUCUGAGGAUUCCUGCUUCAGAGAAAAUUAUGAGUAUGGUUUUGGCGCUGUCGUGUUUCAAUCUGCUCCCGGCUGGAUUGCAGGUUUGCAGGCUCUGCGAAACACCUGUUAGCGAACGUUAAUUACAUACGAGAUACAGUGUUAACAUGACCGCUGAAUCCUCGGCCGGAGCACGACGGGACGGGACAGGAAAAAGGGGGCUGCAAAAAUGUGGAAAUGCUGAAAAACUGAGCGCAUAAAGAAGCUCAUUCAGGUGUAGACUCAGGCUGUAAAAUCAUCGUCUGAACCCGAGGUGAAGGAUGAAACCACAACAGAAAAGGUUUAAAUUGACUUAAAAUCAUAGAGAACAUAUCUCUCUGCUGGUUUUAUAGAUAUUUUAAUUUAUAAUGGACACAUUUAAUUAAAUAUUCAUGCAUUAGUGAUAAGGAGAGGGCUGUUCAGAGCAGAGUACUGAACUCAGUCACCACAAGUAUGCAGACAGCCCAAACAUUUCAACUUCUUUUUUUUUAUUGUCCCCAUAAACUGUAAUUACGGUAUCAUGGGCAUUAAAUUGCCUCCAAAACAGCCUCUGCUGGUGAACACAAAAUAAAGUCACCCAGCUGCAGGGAUGGUAACCAAUCAGCUUUCAGAACAUCAGUGAAUUAUUCAUCUGUGUGAUUUCAACAGUAAGGGGCUUGAGUCUGUGUGGGCUGGUGAAGUUUUCAACCUUAAACUAGAGCAUGUGAUGAUGCUUUCCACCUAUACACACAAAAACAGGGGAAGGUUCCCAAAUAAUUGAAACUUUAUUCUCUUGACAACAGUACAAAGGCAAUAUAUCAAAUGUUGAAAGUCAAACUUUAUCAAACUUUUUGAUGUUAACUUUUUUAACUUUAAAACUAGCAGCACAAAAAAAGUAGUUUAAAAACUUGGUUAUAUUAAAUUAAAAAAAAAAGGAUCAUCAUCUGACCAGAAUAAUGUUCCUUAUCAUAAUGUUGAGAAGAAUUGGUGCAUUUUAUCAUCUUAAGUACAUAAUAUAGAUACUUACCUGGAUAACAUGUUAUCUAAAUAAUAUGACUAGUUUCUGGUUACUGUAAUAUGCCAUAAUACAAUCAUGAUCAUCAGCUAGUGUCUAACUAAUGUAACUAAUUACACAAACAAACAUCAGUUAGUAGAUUGUAAGAUAAAAAUAUUUAAUAUACUUAAUAACUAAUUUAAUCUAACUAUAAUAUUAUAUAACCUAUAACUAAUAUAAGUUACGAUAACAUAACUGAUACAUAUAGACUCAUAAUUUAGAUUCAUUGAAUUCAUCAGUUUUAAAAAUUACUAUAGUAUCCAUACCAUUUAAUUAUUUAUUUGUUUGUUUAUUUUCCCUUCCUUCUUACAAACAUCUUUAUCUGUCUAACUUUAAUUAAUUUUUCUGUCUUGAUUUCAUUUUACUUGACUUUUUUCUUUAUUCAUCUUUCAUGUUUUAAUAGUCACUAUUGCUUAAAUUUUCAGUGGGUCUGUUCUCCUGUGAAGCACACUGGGCUGCGUGUUUGUUGUCUAAAAGGUGCUGUAUAAAUAAAGUUGAGAGGAGAGUUUGAAAAAGUUUGGGCUGAUAACUAAAACUGGAACUUUAAACACUCAGGAAACAGGUAUGACUCUGUAGUGGAAGUCAGUGCAUGAGGAUAAAGUUUGUAGGAUGAAACUGCACCAUGUCGAGAGUAAACUGUAAAACAUAUUCAUUUUUUCAUGACAGUUUAAUCCAAUCGAGCAAAAUCCCUAAAGUAAAGUUGACUCAAACUUCAACUACCCUAAAAAAACAACUUUUAUUUACUUCUAAAUAUUAAAUGCUGCAGAACAAAACAUGAGAUUUAAAAACAAGUGUCCGGGGGCUUUCUUAUUGGCUCAUGUAUUAUGGGUAAGAGACCUUUUCUACAUAAUUAAAACAGCCUCAAUAUAAAAAAAAAACACUUUAAGGAUCCUCGAACGAUGAGAGGCAAAUCAAGGAAUAAACACUCUGCGCACAUGAACACGUACAACAAGAGCAGAUUAUGGUUAUUUUCCAAAGAUAGAGAAAUUUAAGGAUGAAAACUUACAGACAUGAUUUUAAAUUUGGUUAUUAAUCAACUGUAUUAGAUCAAUGAUUAUGAUCGGUCCAAGCCCCUUUACACAGGUGCAUAACAAAUCAAUCUGCAGGAAGAAGUAAAGAAGUCAAGCACAGUUCUGCCUGUUGACACUGUGGCAAAGACUCCUACUUAGAAAAUAAUCUCUUAAACUAAUAAAACCUGAUCAGAAGCUGACCUGGUCCUAGACCUCAUCAGACUCUUUAGUGUCAUAAAAGCUGAUCCACUCAGAUGUGCUGAUAUUGCAUCACACUCUGCAGAGACCCUCUAAUGUGUCUCACCAGGUCGGCAUGCCUGAACACAGUUAGAGUCAGGAGGAAACUGUAGAUUAACAAAUUCCUCAUGUGUAGACCAGCUGUCCUGUGUGUGUGUGUGUGUGUGUGUGUGUGUGUGUGUGUGUGUGUGUGUGUGUGUGUGUGUGUGUGUGUGUGUGUGUGUGUGUGUGUGUGUGUGUGUGUGUGUGUGUGUGUGUGUUCAGGUUUAGACACAGGCUGUGGUUUGGCCCUCAUUGAGGGUCUCUGAGAAGUGCUUAUGUGGCACCUCUGCUCCCCUUCAUUAGUCCAUGAUGUUUGCUUUCUUCUCUCACCUUUAAGUCUUUUGUUUUUGGUGUUUUGAAGGAUUACUACAUAGAAAAAAACAAGAUUAAGACUCUGAUUUCUGAUCUAAAAUGUGACAAAGAUUUAAUAAUCAAUCAUGACGUUUGUUUACUCUAAAAAUCAACUUCUCUCACCGUGUUUCCACGUCUCCAUCUUCGCUCCAAGCCCUCCCACCUUCUCUCCUUUCCUGUCUUUAAUUACAGAUCCUCCAAUUGGCUGAAACUUUCCGAAAGUUUUCCAACCAAUCAGGUGUCUCCCGGCGGUGGCCCUUGACCCCCUCAGGUGGUUCCCUGCAUGUGUUUCUGCUCUGUGCGUGUUAAUGAGUGCUUGUUGCGGGUGCGUGUUCGGUUUAAAACCCUCGCCCGGUCCCUCCGUCAGGGCAGUCUGUCAGAAGGGCCGCAGGGACAGGGGUGCAGCAGGGACCGCUAUCACUCCCACACCAACACACACACGCAGACACACACUUUGUGUUUGAGCCCAGGUGGACUGAGGCUCUAAACUCCAGUUGAGUCCACAUCUGGAUCAAGCUGACUAGAUAACCACAGGUAAGAAACCGCGCCUUGUUUACUUCAGGGAUUCAAGUUCAGGUUGGAGUCAAGUUUGAGCCUCAAAUGACACCUGGUUUUGUCUUUUUUAUGAUGCAGCAGGAGCCGUGUGGGGACAUGUUUGUUUAGUUUACUCUAAGCUGCAGGGUCACAGCCCUCCAGACCUAAGGUCGCACUGGUUUAGAGUCUUGGAUUUUAAAUGGCGUUAAAUCAGCGCCUCUUCAAUCGUAAUUAUCGUUACAGGCGAUAUAACAUCCUGUUCUGAGAUCUGCUUCUAAAUAUAGAGACAACAACUCAUUCAUCCAAGAGAAUUAGUUCGAUUCAAAGCGUCAUCAGCUUUACAGGUCAACAGGGAUGAAACAACAGCUGUAAGACUCUUAGGUGUGAAAAUGAUAGUGGGUACUUUGAUGACAGUGAAGCGUCAUUUCAGUGUCUUUUUUAUUUGCAGGAGAGAGGCGGAGGAGAAGUCAUGGCUGGAAGAAGGAAAACCAGUUUUUCUGGUGUGCUUGCGGCCACUCUGCUGGCUCUGGUGCUGCUGCCUGGUGAGUAGAGGAUCAGAAAAUACAUAUGCAUCUGCAAAAACCAGUACUAUGGAUUUAACAGUGAACUAUAAAAUGAGAAAUGCAAAUGUAAGUUUUGGAAAGAGUGAUGAAAUUCAAAAAAACAACACUAUGGGAAAUACUGUUCUUGAGUUGGAGCUAACUAAAGUGUUUUAUUUAUCUACUUUUGAGGUUUUUUUAUGGGGUUAUAUUUGAUAAGUAGCCAAAAUAAGUGAGAGGGGAUACUUGGUCAGGAACAGGACAGCUGGUUGGCUUCCUGAAAGAGUGCAGACAGAUGCAGAGGCGGAAAAACACCAAAAUAAAGAAAAACACAAACUCCAUGAUCAAAAUGUGACGUACAUUGAUGGCACUUUAGCUGUAGUCAGGUAAUAAAUCACUUUAAUGGGGUCUGUGCUAAAGAAAACCUCACUUUGUUGAGGUGAAGUGGUUUGGUCGUACGAACAAAUAAGCAUCGGUUGAUUCCCUUUGGUGCUCCAAAAUAAAAUCAUGAAAAACUGCAAAAAUAUCAUAAAUGAUGUACUCCUGUUGCUGUACUCCUUUUACAUUAGGCUCCUUAAAGAUAAAUCAAUUUGAUUUAAAGCUCCAGAGUAAAAACUUCAAGGUUUCAGGUUAAGGGUCAGUUAUCCUGCUCAGGAUCGCUGCCCUUCACUAGUUCAUGGUCCAAGAUCUCUUCAUCACUGAGCUUAUUACGCGUGAUCAUAACUCAUCUGUGCGGCGUUUAUAUCAUAAUGUGUCUCUAACGCAGCGUGUGGCGUUCAUAUAUCACCUCCAAAGCUUUAACAUAAAGACAAGCUGCUCCCCCGCCACCUGUUUCCACAUGAUUGACAUAUUUACAGCAGGGCUGAGCUCGCCUCCUCUUCUUCUCCUUCUUCUCCUUCUGCUUCUUUAAAGAUGGUUUUUAAAAACCGCACGUGUCUUUCAUCGUUCCUGCUCCUGUUAAAAAUUAGUACCUGUCAGCAUCACCUCCUCCUCUGCUCUCUUAAAGCUCUGCUGUUUCCAGAUGUGCCAGCCGCUUUUUUACAGGCUCAUAAAGAAGAAAACAGUACAGCGGAUACACUGAGACAGCAUCAUUUAGCCCACCCUCCUCUUCCUCCUCCUCAUCGCUCCAUCACCUCGGGUCACCUUCAACUUCCCCGUCUUUGAUUUUGUUUCUUCUUCUUCUGCGUCUUCAUGCUUGUUACCCGUCAUCUGUGACCUUCCACGCUACAGUGCGCAUCACAUCUUCCUGAUUACUUCAUCAAAGCUUUUCAAACCGCUUUUUUUUUUAAUCAGGAGAUUAGCGUUUUCUCACUUCCGUCAUGAGUCAUACAUCUCUGGAUCUCUCUUUUAAACUUGUUCACCUCUUCCUCUCCUCCUGUAAGGCAUUAACACCUUUUCCCUGUGGAGAUGAAAGCAACUGGGAGCAGAGCUGAAUCUGCUGUUCCUUCAGCUGCAUGGGGUCACACCGUGCGCACACGUACACGUAUGAGGCACACAAGUGCAAACACAGCUCUUUGAAAACGCAGCGUGGGGUUUGAUGUUACGGGCUCAACUAUAAAAUCUACAAAGAGCGGCAGUUUGCAGGCAGAGCCAAUUACCUCUGUCCUUUCUAAUGAAAAAUACCUGACUUAGGUUUGAGGUUGUGGAUUAUAAUUUUUCUUUCGCAUUCAUGUUGAAAUGAUUUUUUAAAAAAAAGUUUGAAUGGAGUUCACAUCUACUGCUGUUUUUCCUCUUCUUUUGUAGCAUUCUUGUCUGCUGGUCCAGUGAUGAAGAAACAGAAGAGAGAUGGUAAAUAUGUGAAUUUUAUAAUUAAAGGUCCCCACCAAACACCAGAAAUGCUUUGAGAUGCUUUUUUAUUUAUUCAUCUUUUUUUCAGGCUAAAUCAUAAAUCAGCCACAAAAGACAUUGAAAACUGGGCUUCAUUUAGAGGUCCGAUCCAGUCCAAAUUUAGCCCAAAAAGAGAGACGUUUAAAAACUGGGCUUCAUUUAGACAAUCCAAUUCGUUCCUAAUUUAGCCCUGAAAGAGACGUUGAAAACUGGGCUUCACUUAGAUGAUCUGAUUCAGUCUUUCUAAGCCCUAAAAGAGACAUUAACUGAGCUUCACAUAGACGAUCCAAUUCGGUCCAAAUUUAGCCCAAAAAGAGACGUUUAAAACUGGGCUUCAUUUAGACGGUCCGAUUCAGUCCUUUUAAGCCCAAAAAGAGACAUAAACUGAGCUACAUAUAGAUUUGAUUUAGUCCUAGUUUAGCCAAAAAAAAGACACUGAAAACUGGGCUUCAUUAAGAUGGUCCGAUCCGAUCGGGUUCUAAUUUAGCCCAAAAAGAGACGUUGAAAACUGGACUUCAUUUAGACGGUCCGAUUCGGUCUUAGUUUAGCCCAAAAGAGACGUUAAAGGCUGGGGUUCAAUUAGAUGCUUGAUCUAGUCCUAAUCUAUCCCAAAAAGAGACGUUGAAAAUUAGGCUUCAUAUAGACGGCCCAAUACGGUCCAAAUUAAGCUCAAAAAGAGAUAUUGAAAAAUGGGCUUCAUUUAGACGAUCUGAUUCAGUCGGAGUUUAGCCCAAAAAGAGACGUUGAAAACUGAGCUUUAUCUAGACUGUCCAAUCUGAUCCAGUCCUCAUUUAGCCCAAAAAGAGAUGUUCAAAACUGGGCUUUAUUGAGACGGUCCAAUCUGGUCCUAAUUUAAAAAGAGACGUUGAAAUCUGGGCUUUAUUUAGAUUAUCCUAAUCUCGACUUUCUUUAGACGUAUAGUGAAGAUGUCUUUUCUACGUCUUUUCAACCACUUUUACUGGGUGGGUAGCACCUAAGUUCAGCAUAUUACUACCUCUAUUUUACCGCGGUAAUACAUCACAGGGUUGACAAGUAACAACACGACUUAAUGGUGUCUUAGCUCCAAUAAACAAGACCUUGAAUAUGUAGUUAAAAACUUUAAAAGUCAUUAGAAAGUCCUUGAAUUUCAUGUCUGAAACCUCGGGGAUCAGCGCUGCCAUUCCUCUCUGUCUCUGUCCUCAGCAGGAGAAAGUAUUAAGGAGAAAGCGAUGGCCGCAGAGUUACAGAGGAGGCUGAUCCGCAACCGCAGGAACAUCAGCUGGUACAAACAACACUCUGAUUUCUGGAACUGGUACAAGUUCUUCACCGAAAACGGCAACCAGGAGGCAGUAAGUACUCACAGUUAAGACACAGUUUGAGUUUAUUAUAGAAUAUUAUUUUACCUAUGAGCAAAGGAAAUGCUAAAAAAAAUCAUAAGCACCAAGUACAAUCAAAAGUAACAAAAUAUGUUGUAAAAUCAAUUAAGAGAUUGACAUAAAACUAAUCCCAGAGUUUUUGGUCCAUGUGUCAUCAGGUUCAGGAGAUGGAUCGCAUCUACCUGGCCUACCUCCAGAACAAGAACCGCGCCGAAGGUCGUCGCUCCUACAAAGCUUACCUGCGCCAUCUGGGUGACAUCUACAAGUCUUGUGCUGAUUCCGACGACCCCAACUGUGUGGCUUCCUACACCUCCAGACCCAAACCAAAACCUGAGCCCCCCAAACCUGCACCUGUAAAAACCUGUGACCCUACCAAGGACCCCUACUGUCUGUAUGCUGCCUUAGUCCAGGGCAAGAGCCCAUACCUGCCCCUUGUUAUCCCAGUUGCCACCCCAGCCCCAGCACCAGUGAAGGCCCCUGCCCCUCUUUUUGCUAAGGCUGCUCCUCCAGCCAAGGAACCCCAGUCCGGGUACUACUACUACGCUCCAUCUGCAACGCCUUUCCUGUCAAAGGUAAGCUCUCGGACAGAGUUUGAUCAGACCAUAGUUUACCAAAGAGUGUAGUCUUAGUUCAUGACAAACUGAAUUGCAAUUCGACCACAAUCAUAUCACACGAUCCUGCAGUUUGGUUUCAGUGAAGUUUCAGCAGAAACACAAAUCCUCAUUUUUUUCUUCACACAUCAGGAGCAGAAGGCUGAGCUGCUUCGUAUCUGCUCUGCUGAUGAUGUGGAGUGUCUGCAGUACCACCUGAGAGCCGCCCACGGUUAUGCACCCUCCGCUGGACCUGUGCCUUCCUACGCUCACCUUGGCUGUGACCCAAGCAAAGACCCCAAAUGCAAACCCAAAAUGGUGCAGAAAGCCCCAUCCGGUCUCUACCUGCAGUACCCCAAAUGUGAUCCACGGGAUGUCUUCUGUGCCUACGCUGCCUCUCUUGUGGUAUGCUUUUUCUUUCAGUAUCAAAAACUACUGUAUCAAAGGGAUAUUAUAACAUUAAUUUAGGGUCAAACACACCAUAACACCGAGUUAGACACCCCCACAGAGAUGAAUGUUGCUGACCGCUUGCUUCUCUAGUUAUACGAACUUUAGUAACAAAUGCACGAUAGCAAUACACAGCUUAGGUGCUGUUCUGUGGCUAUAGAGUGGCGUUUUGGUUGAGGUUUGUUUAUGGCUCCUCAGACCACUGUGUAUCGCUUUCCUGCGGUCGUUACUAAAGUUCGUAUAACUAUAGAAGCAAGCUGUCGGCAACAUUGAUCUCUUAAGGGGGUGUCUGACUCUUUCAUCCAUGCCUUAGUAACAAUGACUUAUGAUGUUUCUUUCAGGCUCCUCGUGCUCCAAAUCCCCCUGCCCCCGCUGGUCCUGGAUCCUGCAACCCUCUCUUUGAGGAAGGUUGUAACCCUCUUACUGCCACCAGAUUUGCUUCUCCACCUGAGUCUUACAAAUCCGAGCAAAAAGAAGAGGCUGCUGCCAUCCGUGCUCCCCCUCCUGCUGCUGAGCAGAACUAUGACCCCUAUGCUAUGUUUAGGGAUGCUUAUGCUAAUGCUAACAGGGCGCGUGAUCCCUAUGCUAUGUACCGUCAGCCUAGCGCUCCUGCUCCCGCCCCUGCAAAUGACCCAUAUGCACUCCUGCGCCAGUUUAUGGCCCAAGCUCAAGGAAGUGACCCGUACGCUCCCCGAAUGGAGGCUGCUCCAGAGUCCAACCCAAAUGAUCCCUUCUCUGCGAUCCGUGAGGCGGCAGCUGCCAUGCAUCGCCGUGGUCCUCCCACACCCAGGCAACAGCACCCUUAUUCCAACCCCAGUUAUGAGGAGCCCAAACAAGAGGAGCGCCACCCCUUGGGCCCCCCAGGUAAAACCAAGGAGGGCUACGACUGCUUCAUCGGCUAUGAUCGGGAGUGCUUCCCCGUGAAGCCCACCAAUCCUCGCUCUGGGGUUCACCGUCAAAUCCCAUACUCUGCUGAAGCCUAUGAGCCCCACCUGAAUGCUGAUGGAACCAGAAAUGGCGUCCUGGAGCCUGACAACCCUCACUGCGACCCUGAGCACGACCCUGACUGCCGCCUGCGCCGCGCUGACCAUGAGCAGACCCAGCCUGAGCAUUACCCUGAGGAGGAUCAUCACCAGGGGGCAGCAGAGAGCGAGCAGCAUCAUGAGCAGCAGGAACAGGACCCAUACGAGGCCGAGCCCUUCCAGAGCGGUCAGGAGGAGCCGCCUCACAUGCCCUACCAGCCACUCUCACAGGGUAUGCCCAGCCUGCAGGACAUACUCAGACGCUACGGAGACCAGUUCCCUGAGCAGGAUGAUCACAGGGCCUACGCAGAUGACUAUCGCAAGAAAUAG
Molecule: messenger RNA, 16802 nt
Organism: Xyrichtys novacula (pearly razorfish)
Lineage: Eukaryota; Metazoa; Chordata; Actinopteri; Labriformes; Labridae
Source: the annotation of a GenBank genome assembly